Molecule: messenger RNA, 5515 nt
Organism: Haliaeetus leucocephalus (bald eagle)
Lineage: Eukaryota; Metazoa; Chordata; Aves; Accipitriformes; Accipitridae
Gene: NRXN3
Product: neurexin 3
Exons: 24
Coding region: 1-5124 (1707 amino acids)
Source: RefSeq, a predicted model, not a curated record
AUGGGCUUCACUCUCCACUCCGUCUACUUCACCUUGAAGGUGAGUUUGCUGCUGGGCUCCUUGCUGGGUCUCUGUUUGGGUCUGGAGUUCAUGGGCAUCCCCAACCAGUGGGCCCGCUACCUCCGCUGGGAUGCCAGCACUAGGAGCGAACUCAGCUUCCAGUUCAAGACCAACGUCUCUGCUGGGCUGCUCCUCUACUUUGAUGAUGGUGGUGUCUGUGACUUCCUCUGUCUGUCCCUUGUUGACGGGCGCAUCCAGCUCCAGUUUAGUGUGGACUGUGCGGAGACUACAGUUAUCACAGACAAACAGGUCAACGACAGCAACUGGCACUUCCUGAUGGUCAGCCGCAAUCACCUUCGGACAGUGCUAGUGCUGGAUGGUGAAGCCAAGCCGGGCGAAGUGCGUCCACAACGCCAGUAUAUGAAUAUCGUCAGUGACCUUUUUGUUGGUGGAGUCCCACUGGACAUCCGUCCUGCUGCCUUGACCCUUGAUGGUGUUCUGGGUGAGCCUCCAUUUCAAGGAUUUAUCCUGGAUCUGAAAUACGGCAACUCUGAGCCACAGCUCCUGGGCAGUCAAGGGGUCCGACUGGAAAUGGAAGGGCUUUGUGCAGAAAACCCCUGUGAAAAUGGUGGCACUUGCUUCCUUCUGGAUGGCGAGCCACACUGUGACUGCUCAGCCACUGGAUAUGCUGGCAAGCUGUGUUCUGAAGAUGUCAAUCAUAUUCCAGGCCUCUCACACCUGAUGAUGGGUGAACAAGGUAGAAGUAAAGCACGAGAUGAGAACAUGGCCACUUUCCGUGGUUCCGAAUACCUUUGCUAUGACCUGUCGCAAAACCCCAUCCAGAGCAGCAGCGAUGAGAUCACUCUCUCCUUCAAGACAUGGCAACGCAACGGGCUCAUUCUGCACACCGGCAAGUCAGCUGAUUAUGUCAACCUGGCCCUGAAAGACGGUGCAGUUUCGUUGGUCAUUAACCUGGGGUCUGGGGCCUUCGAGGCCAUUGUGGAGCCGGUCAAUGGCAAGUUCAAUGACAACGCAUGGCAUGACGUUAAGGUGACACGCAACCUGCGGCAGCACUCAGGCAUUGGACACGCUAUGGUAAACAAACUACAUUGUCUGGUGACAAUCUCAGUGGAUGGCAUCCUUACCACCACGGGCUACACGCAGGAGGACUACACCAUGCUGGGCUCAGAUGACUUCUUUUACGUGGGAGGGAGCCCCAGUACUGCUGAUUUACCUGGCUCUCCAGUAAGCAACAACUUCAUGGGCUGCCUCAAAGAGGUUGUUUAUAAGAAUAACGACAUUCGUCUGGAGCUGUCUCGCUUGGCACGGAUUGGUGAUACUAAGAUGAAGAUCUACGGGGAAGUGAAAUUCAUAUGUGAGAAUGUGGCUACACUGGAUCCCAUCAGCUUUGAGACACCUGAGGCCUAUAUUAGUCUGCCUAAAUGGAAUACCAAAAGGAUGGGCUCCAUCUCAUUUGAUUUCCGAACCACUGAACCCAAUGGACUGAUCCUUUUCACCCAUGGCAAGCCUCAGGAGAGGAAAGAUGCCAGGAGCCAGAAAAAUACAAAGGUAGACUUCUUUGCAGUUGAGCUGCUAGACGGGAACCUCUACUUGCUGCUGGACAUGGGCUCUGGAACCAUUAAAGUCAAGGCAACCCAGAAGAAAGCCAAUGAUGGAGAGUGGUAUCAUGUGGAUAUUCAACGAGAUGGAAGAUCAGGUACUAUAUCAGUGAACAGCAGACGCACUCCAUUCACUGCUAGUGGGGAGAGUGAGAUCCUAGAUCUGGAAGGCGACAUGUACCUUGGUGGGCUGCCUGAGAACCGGGCAGGACUCAUCCUUCCCACAGAGCUCUGGACAGCAAUGCUGAAUUAUGGCUACGUCGGCUGUAUCCGAGACUUGUUCAUUGAUGGAAGAAGCAAGAACAUUCGGCAGCUGGCAGAGGCACAGAAUGCCGCAGGAGUCAAGUCCUCCUGCUCCCGCCUCAGCACCAAGCAGUGCGACAGCUACCCGUGUAAGAAUAAUGCAGUCUGCAAGGAUGGCUGGAACCGCUUCAUUUGUGACUGCACUGGCACCGGCUAUUGGGGUAGAACAUGUGAGCGAGAGGCCUCUAUCUUGAGCUAUGAUGGCAGCAUGUACAUGAAGAUCAUCAUGCCUAUGGUCAUGCAUACAGAAGCAGAAGACGUGUCCUUCCGUUUCAUGUCCCAGCGUGCUUAUGGGCUGUUGAUGGCAACCACCUCACGAGACUCUGCUGACACUCUGCGGCUGGAGCUGGAUGGAGGCCGUGUCAAACUUAUGGUCAAUUUAGACUGUAUCAGGAUAAACUGUAACGCCAGCAAGGGACCUGAAACUCUUUAUGCUGGGCAGAAACUCAAUGACAAUGAGUGGCACACUGUUCGGGUAGUUCGGCGAGGAAAGAGCCUCAAGCUCAUGGUGGAUGAUGAUGUUGCUGAGGGCACAAUGGUUGGUGAUCACACCCGCUUGGAAUUCCAUAACAUUGAGACAGGGAUCAUGACGGAGAAACGGUACAUCUCUGUCAUCCCCUCCAGCUUCAUUGGCCACCUCCAGAGCCUUAUGUUCAACGGGAUGCUCUACAUUGACCUGUGCAAGAAUGGUGACAUUGACUAUUGCGAGCUGAAGGCACGCUUUGGUCUCCGCAACAUUAUAGCUGACCCUGUGACGUUCAAGACCAAGAGCAGCUACCUGAGCUUGGCCACCUUGCAGGCUUAUACAUCCAUGCACCUCUUCUUUCAGUUCAAGACCACCUCAGCUGAUGGUUUCAUCCUCUUUAACAGCGGUGAUGGCAAUGACUUUAUUGCAGUUGAACUAGUCAAGGGGUAUAUACACUAUGUGUUUGACCUUGGAAACGGACCUAAUGUGAUCAAAGGCAACAGUGAUCGUCCUCUUAAUGACAACCAAUGGCACAACGUCGUCAUCACCAGAGAUAACAGUAACACACACAGCCUAAAGGUGGACACUAAGGUCGUCACUCAGGUUAUAAAUGGUGCCAAAAAUCUGGAUCUUAAAGGUGAUCUCUACAUUGCUGGCCUAGCUCAAGGCAUGUAUAGCAAUCUCCCGAAGCUAGUGGCCUCACGUGAUGGAUUUCAGGGCUGUCUAGCAUCUGUGGACUUGAACGGGCGUCUGCCUGAUCUAAUCAAUGAUGCUCUGCACCGCAGUGGGCAGAUUGAGCGUGGAUGCGAAGUUGAGUUGACUAAAGCUGACCUGCAAGGACCAAGCACUACCUGCCAGGAAGAUUCCUGUGCGAAUCAGGGCAUCUGUAAUCAGCAAUGGGAAGGCUUCACCUGUGAUUGCUCCAUGACUUCAUAUUCUGGGAGCCAGUGUAAUGACCCUGGUGCCACAUAUAUAUUUGGGAAGAGUGGAGGUCUCAUCCUGUACACCUGGCCAGCUAAUGACAGACCAAGCACAAGGACAGACCGUCUUGCUGUGGGCUUCAGCACAACAGUGAAGGAUGGCAUUCUUGUUCGGAUUGACAGUGCCCCUGGGCUUGGUGAUUUUCUGCAGCUGCACAUAGAGCAAGGCAAGAUUGGUGUAGUCUUCAAUAUUGGCACAGUGGACAUCUCUAUUAAAGAGGAAAGCACACCUGUAAAUGAUGGCAAAUACCACGUGGUACGCUUUACCAGGAACGGUGGCAACGCCACACUUCAGGUUGACAGCUGGCCAGUGAAUGAACACUACCCAACAGGCAACACUGAUAGUGAACGGUUCCAAAUGGUAAAACAGAAAAUCCCCUUCAAAUAUAACCGGCCCGUAGAGGAGUGGCUGCAGGAAAAAGGACGACAGUUAACGAUCUUCAACACCCAGGCGCAAAUAGCCAUAGGAGGGAAGGACAGAGGGCGUCUCUUCCAAGGCCAGCUCUCCGGUCUCUAUUACAAUGGCUUGAAAGUGCUGAACAUGGCAGCAGAGAACAAUCCCAACAUUAAAAUCAAUGGAAGUGUCCGACUCGUUGGGGAAGUCCCUUCCAUCUUGGGAACAACACCCACAACCUCUGUGCCACCAGAAAUGUCUACUACAGUCAUGGAAACCACAACUACGAUGGCCACCACUACAACUCGAAAAAAUCGUUCGCCACCCAGCAUCCAGGUGAGAGACAGUACUACAUCUCCGACAACGGAUGACAUCGUUUCAUCAGCUGAAUGUUCCAGUGAUGAUGAAGAUUUCAUUGACUGUGAGCCCAGUACAGGAGGUGAAUUAGUUAUCCCACUACUUGUAGAAGACCCUUUAGAUAUCCCUCCUAUUGCUACUCGUGCACCUUUCAUUACACUUCCCCCUACCUUUCGCCCCCUCCUCACCAUUAUUGAGACCACCAAAGAUUCCCUGUCCAUGACCUCUGAGGCGGGGUUACCUUGCUUGUCGGACCAAGGCAGCGAUGGUUGUGAUGAUGAUGGCUUGGUGAUAUCUGGGUAUGGCUCAGGGGAAACCUUUGACUCUAACCUACCCCCUACUGAUGAUGAAGAUUUUUACACCACCUUCUCCUUGGUAACAGAUAAGAGUCUUUCCACUUCAAUCUUCGAAGGUGGCUACAAAGCACACGCACCCAAGUGGGAAUCCAAGGACUUUAGACCUAACAAAGUCUCCGAAACUGGUAGGACUACUACCACGUCUUUGUCCCCUGAGCUGAUCCGCUCCACAGCUUCGUCCUCGACUGGGAUGGUGCCCAAAUUGCCAGCCGGCAAAAUGAAUAACCGUGAGCUCAAACCCCAGCCUGACAUAGUCUUGCUUCCGUUGCCCACUGCCUAUGAGCUAGACAGCACAAAGCUGAAGAGCCCGCUAAUCACUUCCCCCAUGUUCCGUAAUGUGCCCACAGCAAACCCCACGGAGCCGGGAAUCAGACGGGUUCCGGGGGCCUCAGAGGUGGUCCGCGAGUCGAGCAGCACAACGGGGAUGGUCGUCGGCAUUGUGGCUGCUGCCGCCCUCUGCAUCCUCAUCCUCCUGUAUGCCAUGUACAAGUACAGGAACAGGGACGAGGGGUCCUAUCAGGUGGACGAGACGCGGAACUACAUCAGCAACUCAGCCCAGAGCAAUGGCACGCUCGUGAAGGAGAAGCAGCAGAGCUCAAAGAGCGGCCACAAGAAACAGAAAAACAAGGACAAAGAGUAUUAUGUGUAAAAAAGAAUACUUAUUUAUAUAUAAAUAUAUAAAUACUUAAUGAGAUUUAACUGAAAUAUCAGAACCAUUGCAGCGAGUGAGAUUGGGAGAUAUCGUUUGUGGGAAAAAGUAUUGGGAAAAAAAAAAAUUCAGCAGUGACUGUUAAUGUCUCAGUCAUCACUUGGAGUCAGCAAACUCUGCCCUAAUGUAUUAUAAAGCACACUUAGCGUUCUGGAGAUGGCGCGCACAGCUCUGCCCUGUUAGUGAACUUGGACGUCUCCAAAUCUCCUCCUCCGCUGAACUUUCUGCAAAGGUAGAAGACUUCAUGGCUUACUUGUUUCAUAUCUCCAAGUGAGUCUUUAACAAUGUUCGUGAUCCCUGACUGUAUCGAUAAUUUUUCAGUUUACUUAUU